UCUGUACUAGGAGUGGGCUGGACCGGACGCCAGAGACAAAGGCUCUCAAGACAAGAGGGACUGUGGCCCUGCGACGGCACUGCUCGGGAUUUUUGACCCCAGGACUUUUCGCCCCUUCGUUUUUCUCUUCUGACGCUUCUCUCAUCUUAAGCCCGCGUCCCCUCACCCGCGACCUCGCUCCUCACCGGGAGGGCCGCGAUGGAGGUCCCGCCCCGGCUCUCCCAUGUGCCGCCGCCAUUGUUCCCCUCUGCUCCCGCUACUUUAGCCUCCCGCAGCCUUUCCCAUUGGCGGCCGCGGGCGCCUCGGCAGCUCGCCCCGCUCCUCCCUUCGCUCGCUCCCAGCUCCGCCCGGCAGGGGGCGCGCCGGGCCCAGCGCCACGUCACCGCCCAGCAGCCCUCCCGAUUGGCGGGAGGGGCGGCUAUAAAGGGAGGGCGCAGGCGGCGCCCGGAUCUCUUCCGCCGCCAUUUUAAAUCCAGCUCCAUACAACGCUCCGCCGCCGCUGCUGCCGCGACCCGGACUGCGCGCCAGCAUCCCCCGGCCGACAGCUCUGCCACCAUGGAGGACAUGAACGAGUACAGCAACAUAGAGGAAUUCGCAGAGGGAUCCAAGAUCAACGCGAGCAAGAAUCAGCAGGAUGACGGUAAAAUGUUUAUUGGAGGCUUGAGCUGGGAUACAAGCAAGAAAGAUCUGACUGAAUAUUUGUCUCGAUUUGGGGAAGUUGUAGACUGUACAAUAAAAACAGAUCCAGUGACUGGAAGAUCAAGAGGAUUUGGAUUUGUGCUUUUCAAAGAUGCUGCUAGUGUUGAUAAGGUUUUGGAACUGAAAGAACACAAACUGGAUGGCAAAUUGAUAGACCCCAAAAGGGCCAAAGCUUUAAAAGGGAAAGAACCUCCCAAAAAGGUUUUUGUGGGUGGAUUGAGCCCAGAUACUUCUGAAGAACAAAUUAAAGAAUAUUUUGGAGCCUUCGGAGAGAUUGAAAAUAUUGAACUUCCCAUGGAUACAAAAACAAAUGAAAGAAGAGGAUUUUGCUUUAUUACAUAUACAGAUGAAGAGCCAGUAAAGAAAUUGUUAGAAAGCAGAUAUCAUCAAAUUGGUUCUGGGAAGUGUGAAAUCAAAGUUGCACAACCCAAAGAGGUCUAUAGGCAGCAACAGCAACAACAAAAAGGAGGAAGAGGUGCUGCAGCUGGUGGACGAGGUGGUACUAGGGGUCGUGGACGAGGUCAGGGCCAAAACUGGAACCAAGGAUUUAAUAACUAUUAUGAUCAAGGAUAUGGAAAUUACAAUAGUGCCUAUGGUGGUGAUCAAAACUAUAGUGGCUAUGGCGGCUAUGAUUAUACUGGGUAUAACUAUGGGAACUAUGGAUAUGGACAGGGAUAUGCAGACUACAGUGGCCAACAGAGCACUUACGGCAAGGCGUCUCGAGGGGGUGGCAAUCACCAAAACAAUUACCAGCCAUACUAAAGGAGGACGUUGGAGAAAGCAGGUGUGUAUAAGAGUACAAGAAACCAGUGGAAAUGUCUAAUUUAAUUUAAAGAUCAAUAGACAAAUGAAAAAUAAGUAAAAACAAAAUAUUAUGUAGUCUGUUUUUACUAAAUUGUUAAUUUUUUAAUUGCUUUAUGAGCCUGUUUUGCCUAAAGUGUCUAUAGAUCUUUAACUUUAAAGUCUUAUCUCACCUUCUUUAGUAUUACAGAAAAACUUAAGAGUUUUUCUGUUUGCUUUGUGUACCAGGUGGUCUAGAGGAAUAAUUAAACAUUUUAGAACUAUUAACAGGUAAAGUACUGAAAUGGGUACAACUUAAGGAAAACAAGAAUGUUGUCUUCUAACUCUGACAUUAUACCUUGUUUGUACCCGCCAGCGGGAACUUCAUUGCAGGCCGUGUGUCACCCUGACCACGUCUAUCUCUGGGGGUCGCACGUUGCGGGCAGAGCGCAAGGCAUACACCAGAAAACGCUGUCCUGUGGUAUGGUCUCUUCCAACUUCAUGUACCAGCGUAAAGAUUAAAGUGGAAAACUUCAGACUUUGGCUUCUUUUUUAAUCUUUUUGAAGAUUAAGUGUCUAAACUUAACUUAAAUGGUUUUUUACAGGAGUUAAAGUACAUAAAUGCCUUUUUACAGCUUAAUCAUUUUGGUCUUCUGUUUAGUGUUGUAUUUCAAUUGUGGAGCCUCAUUUUAAGUGUUCAUUCUUUAAGAUUUAAUGCUUGCUUUUUCUUUUUAUAGCUAAUAGUGAAAUCUACAAACCAAAACAAGAACUUUAAAAUCUGGGAUAUAAAUUAAAGAUCAUAUGCACACAGCAAUUCGUGGUCUUAUAAUAAGCCUAUUAGGAAUUCAUUUUUGUAAGAGCAUUUUUUGGCUUACUAGAGAUGCUUCUAGUAGACCUAAAUCUAGUAUACUUCAGUCUGAAUAUGGGAACAUUGCAUUCCCUGAUUCCUUACUAAAUUUAAAUUCACUAUCAUUUGGAAACUGCAGGGUGAAUAUUAAUUACCCAAUCUACAUUUUGCAAUUGAAUAUGCAUGUGAUCUUUAAUUAUUGAAGAAAAGAAUAAAUUGAGGACUUAAAACAAUUCAUGAAAGUGGACCUUUGAAAGCUUUCAGAGUUACACAAAUCUAAUUGCUAUUUUGUUUUUGUUUUUAGGAGGAGAUUGCUAAAGUUAACCCAUCUUGCAGGACGACAUUGAAGAUUGGUCUUCUGUUGAUCUAAGAUGAUUAUUUUGUAAAAGACUUUCUAGUGUACAAGAUACAACUGUGUCCAACUGUAUAUAGCCGCCAAUUAGUUUUCUUUGUUUUUACUUUGUCUUUUGCUAUCUGUGUUAUGACUCAAUGUGGAUUUGUGUUUAUACAAAUUUUAUUUGUAUGAUUUCAUGUUAAACCUCAAAUAAAUGCUUCCUUACGUGAUUGUU
Molecule: messenger RNA, 2895 nt
Organism: Acinonyx jubatus (cheetah)
Lineage: Eukaryota; Metazoa; Chordata; Mammalia; Carnivora; Felidae
Gene: HNRNPDL
Product: heterogeneous nuclear ribonucleoprotein D like
Exons: 7
Coding region: 199-1461 (420 amino acids)
Biological process (GO): regulation of gene expression
Cellular component (GO): nucleoplasm
Molecular function (GO): poly(G) binding; poly(A) binding
Source: RefSeq, a predicted model, not a curated record